UCCACACCCACACUCCUCUUGCUUCCGCCUUUUCCUUAUAUCUAACACUAAACCUACCUAUAAAUAAAAAAAACAUCACAAAACAAACACAAGAUGGCAAAUCAAGUGAUCGUCCUUACUCUCAUCUUUGUUGCCAUUAUUUCUGGGGUUGCUGCAAAGGCCAAUGCGCCAUCAGCCAAAUCUAAGUCGCCAUCAUCAUCACCAGCCAAAGGUCCAGCCUCCUCAAAUAAGGCUAAGUCCACAUCCUCCGCGCCAGCAUCAUCCCCCAAGUCUUCGGCUUCCUCCCCAUCUGCCUCACCUAAGACUGCACCAUCACCAUCACCCAAAGCCGCACCAGCUAGUUCAUCAACUUCCUCCGGCCCCAAGAAGCCCACCACUCCACCCCCGAAGGCUUCAUCCUCUGCCUCUGGUCCAUCCUCCGGCCCCAAGAAGCCCACCACUCCACCCCCAAAGGCUUCACCCUCUCCCUCUGGUCCAUCCUCCGGCCCCAAGAAGCCCGCCAAGGCUCCUGCUGGCGCUAAAAGUCAUUAGAAUCAAAAUUCACAAUAAGAAAAAAGGAUAUCCUUGUGAUCACCGCGUGGUCCAUGAUCCUGAAUUUAGUAAAUCAGUAAUAGCCUUUAACAUUAUGGGGUCUGAUUGAAGACCAGGCUCAUCUAGUUAGUAGCAGCACCAAUAAACUACAUGGUCGUUUUUUUGACCUACCUCACACAUGGAAAAUACAAUAUGUUGAAGGAGCCAAAAAAAUUAUUAACGAAGUGUUGAAAAACUGUAGUGAUCAUUUUUAAUGAAAACAUCUUUGUAUUUUUCUGCUCGAA
Prunus dulcis (almond) is the source of this 815-nucleotide messenger RNA. Its product is annotated as mucin-1-like. The record is from RefSeq and is a predicted model, not a curated record. NCBI's taxonomy places the organism in Eukaryota, Viridiplantae, Streptophyta, Magnoliopsida, Rosales, Rosaceae. The coding region runs from base 94 to 531 and encodes 145 amino acids. The transcript has a single exon.